AUGUCGACCUUCACCCACCCAAACUACGCGGUGCCCAUAACCUUGCCCGCGGGUCUUUCCCAGGAGCAGCUUCUCGAAUUUCAUCCGUUUCGUUCUUGGAUAUCCACGCUUGAGAACUCCCUUGGCCUGCAAGUCCAGAACCAUUCGCACCCCUUCCACCAGGAUCCCUAUGUGCUCCGCUCCGUGACGGUUCAGUCAUUUGACCUCUUUGGCGGCAAGAGGCUUGGCUUCCUCAAGCUCCUCGCCGAAGUGACCAACAGCGCCGGAGAGAAACUCCCUGGAUCCGUCUUCCUGCGAGGGCCAAGCGUCGCCAUGCUUGUGAUCCUGAUCCCCGAAGAUGCACCCGUCGACACCGACGAGCGCUACGUUGUACUCACCGUGCAGCCACGGAUACCAGCCGGCAGCCUCGAGGUUGUUGAAUUGCCCGCUGGCAUGGUAGAUCAAGAGGGCCAGUUCGUUGGGACUGCUGCAAAGGAAAUCGAGGAAGAACUCGGCUUGAAGAUUCCCACUUCGGAGUUGAAGUGCCUGAGCGAGAUGGCAGGCAUGUCCCCAAAGAGCGACGACGGCAAGAUCCAGGACGGUAAUCUUUCACGAGCCAUGUACCCUUCUGCCGGGGGCUGCGACGAAUACAUCCCCAUUUACAUGCACGAGAGACGCGUACCGCGGGACACGCUUAGUGACUGGACGGGUCGACUUACGGGGCUCCGUGAGCACGGUGAGAAGAUAUCCCUGAAGCUGAUCAAGAUGCAGGAUCUGUGGCGCGAGGGCGCAAGAGACGCCAAAAGCCUUGCGGCGGUGGCCUUAUGGGAAAGCUUGCGAAGAGAGGGAAAGCUCUAAUUGAAACACGAGUGGACGGCAUACGUGUGCCGGGUGUUCUUGAGAAUAACGCUGGAUGGAGAUGUUCGCGACUCUCGUCAUUAUUCCUUCUACGGCCUACUCACAAGUCCGAAUUUCUGCGCAAUUUGAAUACCCUUGGCGAAACUGGCCAGGCGCGCAUCAAGCGCAUAUCCUUGAGCCUCCCAUCUGACACAUUCGUCCCACAAAUCGUCGAGCUUAACGUGAAAGACCUCGAUAAACUCGUUUUCCUCCAGCUCGGGUUUCAAGUUCUGGUUCUCCGGCAGGCUCAUGUCCACGCUGACCUCGACUAGUUUAAAGUUGGUGUUACAGAACCCGGGGUC
Messenger RNA from Neurospora tetrasperma FGSC 2508, 1178 nucleotides. RefSeq lists its product as uncharacterized. Bases 1 to 837 code for a protein of 278 amino acids. Lineage: Eukaryota; Fungi; Ascomycota; Sordariomycetes; Sordariales; Sordariaceae. The transcript has 2 exons. Gene Ontology annotation, biological process: nucleoside phosphate metabolic process; ribose phosphate metabolic process. Gene Ontology annotation, molecular function: ADP-glucose pyrophosphatase activity; ADP-ribose pyrophosphatase activity. The record is from RefSeq and is a predicted model, not a curated record.